AUUUAUUUUGUUAAUAAUUUAAUAGUUUAAUUACUUUUCAUGCAAAUAAUUAAUUACUUAGUAAAUUGUUUUAUUUAUUUUGAAAUAAUUUUUAAAAACAAAUAUUUUUUUAUAAAUAUUUAAAUUUUUGUUCAACAAAUAAAAAAUUAACGCGUGUACUGUAAACAAAUUAAUUUAAAAAAUUAAAUAAACAAUAACUUUUUCAAAAAUUUAAAUAUUCAAAUAUCAGUAAUUCAAAUGACAGGUGUUGCUAAUAAACCAAUGGAGGAAGAAAAAGUUUAUUAUAAAAGUCAAUUUGUUGGUAUUGAUAACGAUCCAAGUGAAUCAGAAUGUUUGUUGUGUGAUUCAACUUUUAUUUUACCAACAAAUGAGAAAGACUAUUUAUCACAUUUGUUUGAAAAACAUCGUCUGAUAAUUGGCGAUGUUUCGAAAAUUGCAAGUCUGAGAAGUUAUGUUCAUUAUUGGAAAGUGAGGUGUAAAAGCGGAUCAUUAGAAAAUUUUUGUACAACAAUGUUAAUGGAUUGUACGCCUGAUGGUAAACCAAGUAAAAAUGAAAUUUAUUAUUUACUAUCUGACUGUAUUGCUGAAGAUAAAACACUUCGUGAUGAAAUACAAUCCGCUAAAUUGGAAUGGGUAAUAAAUCAACAAACUCAUGAAAGAACAGAUAAUAAUUUUAAACGCGGGUGUAUGAUAUGCAAACAGGAGUUUUCGGGUCUGAGAAUCACAUAUUUGACGCAUUUAAAAGAAAAACAUAAUAUUCAUUUUGGAAAGUAUCAUAAUUUAGUUUUUGUUGAUAAAUUACUUGAUAAAAUUCAAUAUAAUUUUGAAAAUUUUAUAUGCAUUUAUUGUGAAAAAGUAUUCAAGGAUAGAAAUGUAUUGAAGGAACAUAUGAGAAAAAAAUUACAUAAGCGCAUUAAUCCUAAAAAUAAAUCAUAUGAUGAAUUUUAUAUCACUAAUUAUGUGAAACCGCGCGAUCCAUUGGAUCAUAAAGAGGACAAUGAAUUUGAUGAAGAAUAUGACACAAUCGCAUUUAGUGACAAUGAAGAUGAAGAAAAUUUAUGGUCUGAUUGGACAAUUGAAAAUAAUCCAAUUAAUUGUUUAUUUUGUUCAACUAAAAUAAGUGAAUUUAAAAAUAUACUAGAUCAUAUGAAAGAGGAUCAUGAUUUCGAUUUUAAUAAAUCAACUGAAAAUUUAAAUUUCUAUGAAAAAAUAAAAUUAGUUAAUUACUUCAGAAAAAAAGUACAUGAAAAAAAAUGUGUUUAUUGUAACGUACUAUCGGAUAACUAUCUUGAGCAUAUGAAAAAUGAAGAUCAUUUUAAAAUUCCUCCGUCACGUAUUUGGAAUUUGUCUAAAUACUAUUCUCCGAUGUGUAAAGAAGAUCCAUUUUUAUAUCAUCUAGACACUGGCAGUGAUGAUGAAUAUGAUGAAAAUAAUGUCGAUACUUUAUCAAAUGAUAUAAAAAAAUUAUAAAAGUUAUUUUUCCAAUAAAAAAAAAUUAUAAAUUAAACACUUUUGUUAAUAAAUGUUUCUUCUAAUAAACACGUUAAUGAAACUGUCUUUUGUUUUAACUGUCAACCAAAC
Molecule: messenger RNA, 1581 nt
Organism: Microplitis mediator
Lineage: Eukaryota; Metazoa; Arthropoda; Insecta; Hymenoptera; Braconidae
Product: zinc finger protein 277
Exons: 9
Coding region: 238-1470 (410 amino acids)
Source: RefSeq, a predicted model, not a curated record